AACUCGCUCGGAGCCAUUCACUGCCAGAGAUUCAAGACCGUUCUGGGCCUUCCAGGAUAUAUCCAGGCCUGUCGAGCUCUGAUGAUAAUCGCUCUCAUUCUGGGUCUGCUGGCUGUCAUCAUGGCUGCGAUGGGACUCAAGUGCACUAAACUGGGCAGCACGUCUGAGGAGUCGAAGGGCAAGAUCAGCCUCACAGCCGGAGUCAUGUUCAUGCUGUCAGGUCUGUGUGUUAUGGUAGCCGUGUCGUGGUACGCCGCUCGAGUCGUUCAGGAGUUU
Messenger RNA from Sinocyclocheilus grahami, 276 nucleotides. RefSeq names its product claudin-19-like. The transcript has 3 exons. The annotation marks the transcript as partial. Gene Ontology annotation, molecular function: structural molecule activity. The record is from RefSeq and is a predicted model, not a curated record. Lineage: Eukaryota; Metazoa; Chordata; Actinopteri; Cypriniformes; Cyprinidae. Gene Ontology annotation, cellular component: bicellular tight junction; membrane.